Saccostrea cuccullata (small rock oyster) is the source of this 3250-nucleotide messenger RNA. Its product is annotated as TNF receptor-associated factor 6-like. Gene Ontology annotation, biological process: regulation of apoptotic process; protein K63-linked ubiquitination; DNA repair. Bases 1139 to 3040 code for a protein of 633 amino acids. The transcript has 6 exons. The record is from RefSeq and is a predicted model, not a curated record. NCBI's taxonomy places the organism in Eukaryota, Metazoa, Mollusca, Bivalvia, Ostreida, Ostreidae. Gene Ontology annotation, molecular function: zinc ion binding; DNA binding; tumor necrosis factor receptor binding.
UUAUUAUUUUUCGAUCUACUUGUGUGUCGUGAAUAUCUGCGUUCUAUAUAGAGUAUCUUCACUAUUGUUGCUAAUUUAUAAACCAUUAAAUUCGCCUCUGCACAAAAUACCUGCAUAUCCUAAUAUAGAUUUUGUGUCAAGCAAACUAAUGUAUUUAUUGAGUGCGUGUAUAUUUUCAGUGUAUCGCGACACUAAAAAGUAGAGAUGCAGAUAUAAUCUUGUCAUUAACUGAUACCGCCAAGAUCAAGGAUGAAUUGUUUCAUCAAGUUAUCUAUAGACCCUUCGUACUGUAUCGUCAUUGAAGGGUCGUCGCUUCCUUGUCCUCGUCUGAAUUCUCCAGAGUCUUUUUCUAUUGGUUGCUUUUCUCACUUCCUGGAUUUGCCAUUAUCAACAGUUUAUCAAUACUGAAGUCUUGGUUAUCAAACGUUUCACGUACUUUGACUUAAACAUGUGAAAGUAGUUCCAUUCACGCGUUUUAUUUAUUUAAAAAAAAUCAUAAAACAUGCAGGUCAAUUUUAUGUGAUAUCUCUGAAUCUGAAUUUAAGGUCAAUAAAAUGCAAAUAAAAACAUAGAUAAAUAAAUAAAAAGACUUGACAGAUUUCAAAUUUGCAAGAACACACAAAAUGGCUUUAUUUAUUUUUAAUGUGUAAGAAAUUGAAAAUUACAUACAGUGGAGCCCAAAAGAUGGUUAUAUUUUCUGAACAUAGAUAUUGUUUCCAUUUUUAAGUACAACGAAGGACACUAACCUACGAAUUUCCAAUCGAUUUGUCUGCAUUCAGUAAUGUGCAUAUAAUGCUAUGAUCUGUAUUUUGAAAAGACCAACCUUAGGCAUUGCUUUUUUAGUUUAUUUAUCUUUAAACCGAAUUCUACGCAUGAAAAAUUGCACGUACGUGUAAUCCUAUACGAUAGAAAAGUUAAGAAUAUUUUUCAUUAUUUACUUAUAAAGGAUACAUAUUUAUCUUUUCUGUCUGUCGAAUGUUAACCUUUGCGUUUCUUAAAUGGCUAUCAGAUUUUGACCUUUUUACAUUAGCAAAAUUUUAUUCGACACUUCCUCAUUUUUUAAAAUACGAUUUAAAUAGUUCCGGUUCUCUAAACCCCAGCAGUCUGUACACAGCGCAUUAACACUCGAACGUGCUUUAUGUUUUCAGUUCAAAGAAAUGGGUGUGAUGAAACAUUUUCAGAGAAGGGUUGCGGAGCGGAUAGUAAAUUCAACGUAGUACCGGAUAUGACAUCAGAACGAAUGUCGUCUGGUCUAUAUGACUACACCAAUGAGCCGCGCCACUCGUCUCCUGCCAGUUCCGGCAGCUUUACCUCCGGGGAGGGGCUUUCCGGACGGGAGGAGGGAUAUGACUUCGAGUUCAUCAUCAGGGACGAAAAAUACGACUGUCCAAUUUGCCUCCUUGUUCUUCGAGAGCCGCAACAAACGACGUGUGGGCAUCGGUUCUGCAAGAAUUGCAUUAACAAGUGGCUGAAAGAGUCUGAUCAAAGAUGUCCCAUUGAUAACAUGCCUAUAACGGAGUCUCAGCUGUUUCCAGAUAACUUCGCCAAGAGGGAAAUCCUCAGUCUUAGUGUCAAAUGUCCCAAUAACAAAGAGGGCUGUCAAGUGAUAGAGACUUUAAAAAAUGUCCAGAAACAUCUUGAUGAAUGUGAAUAUGUUCCCAUACCUUGCCCAAACAAAUGCAGCCACAUUCUAUUGCGUAAAGACAUUCAAGAACAUUUGGCUCAUAUCUGUCAUAAAAGAACCAUUCUAUGUAAGCAGUGUAAAUCUGAAGUAUUAGCGGAAGUUAUUCAGGAACACAUGGAUGAGUUAUGUCCUCUUGCUAUGGUCAAAUGUCCGUAUUGUGCUACAGAAUUAAUGAGAGAACAGCUUCAACGUCAUUUUGAUCAUGAUUGUAUGCGAAAAUCCAUAGACUGUGUAUAUUCAAAACUAGGUUGUAACAUUGGAAAGAUUCCUAGAAGUGAAAUGGGAAAGCAUUUACAGGAAAACUUGCAUCAACAUAUGCAGCUAAUGUGUCAAGCCCUGACUCUGAUCUACAGACGUUUAAACAUUCAGUCACUGACCCAGGCAUCGCAGAGUCAGUCUCUACCUGAUCGUACAGAAAGUAUCAGCAGCAUGGACAGAAGAAUGUUAGAGGACAUUGGGAACGGAUUGAGCGGUGCAGUUAAUAUGCUACAACUUUCUGAUAAUCCUGCAUUCAGUACACCUCAGGCGGGACCCCAUUCUCUAGACAGCUUCCGAGCUCCGGAUGUGAAUACUAGUAACCGAAACUUGCGCGCUUUGUCCCAGGGAAGUGGUGAGGAUAGGUUUGGAAGUGAAAGAACACAAAUUGACACGGAGCUCACAUAUACCUCAAAUCCCUCCAAUAAUUUGGAGGGCUUCCCCCGAGUCCCCUUUGAUGAUGAAUUCCAGUCGCUAAAAUGUCAAAACAUAUCUCAAGACGAGAGUUUAGCGAGACAUGAAUUCUUGUUGUUAGAUAUGAAACAUACAGCAGAGGCAUAUGAAAAGAAUAAUGCAGUGUUAGUUAAAAAAGUUAGAAGUUUAGAAAACGCCAUUAAUGAAUUUGAAGGACGAAAUUGUAACGGAGUUUACUUUUGGAGGAUUAAAAAUUAUUCCAAGUUCCGAAGCGAAGCCGAAUUAGGGGAGGUUACAGCUAUUCAUAGUCCUGCAUUUUAUUCUAAUUGCUUUGGAUAUAAAAUAUGUAUUCGAGCUAAUUUAAACGGUGUAGACUCCGCCCGGGGAACGCACUUGUCAAUAUUCGUACACUUUAUGCAAGGAGAAUUUGACGAUAUUCUUGAGUGGCCCUUCAGUGGGCGGAUCAUGUUGAGCGUUCUUGAUCAAAAUCCUACGUGUGAAUUACGCUCACACGUCGUGGAAACUCUUGUAGCCAAACCUACCUUGGCGGCUUUUCAGCGGCCGACAACUCCUCGUAACCAUAAAGGCUUCGGAUAUAUGGAAUUCCUCCCUCUUAGUGUUUUGGAUAAUUCUACCUAUAUAAGGAACGAUACAUUGAUUAUAAAGGCUCACAUUGUCCCCUCAUAGCCUAUCCAAUGAUUUUAAAAAUAUUUUUUUUAACAAAUUGUGUGUUCGAAUACAAUAUACAGAUUUACCCGGUAGUAUUAUGUGACAUAGUGUGAUAUUUAAGCUUGUGAGUGACGUCUAUCUCACUAUUUAAAACAAUAUGUCUGCCUGAUUAAAUAUAUCUGUAUUUUUAUUAACAAAAGUUCCUGUACAAUAAAGUAUUGAACAUUC